ACCGCGGCUCGCAGCAUCUGUCAGUGUUCCCGCGGUGCGUUUAAUCGUAGGGUUUCGUUUCCUCCUUUAUAUCAUCGAUGCAGCGCGAGAUGACGAGCGAGAUCCCGAAGGUGGAGUUCGCUCUCGGCAGCGAAGUCUCGCCGGGUCGCUUCUUCAAGAGCGCGUUCGCGCGAAAUUUCAUCAGUAGCGGCCGCGACUGCAAGUCCCUGGAUUACGAGCUGCUCGACAACGUCGAGAGGAAUGAGGGUGAUCGUAACAACAACGGACGGAACAACAAUUUCUUCUCGCUCGUGAAUUUCGCGGACGGCAGACCGGCGAACGGCGACGACGCGGCCGCCGCGGCGCGAACCACCACUCUCUGGGAGCAAUCGAAGCCGAAGGAGGCGGCACAGUCGGCUGCAGAUGCGAAUGAAUUGGAGAAACUUCGAAAGCAAUGCCAGUCGUUGAAGAAGGAAAACCGGAGGUUGCAGAGUGCCUUCCUGCAAAACGUCUUUCUUCAAGCGCGAGUCGAUACGCUCCAAUGGCAGGUCAAACAGGUCGAAUCGAACAGGCAAAUGUAUCGUUCUACGAUGGAACAAGUGGCUCAUUUCUUGGGCCGGGCUCACAGGAGCUUGGAGAUCCUGCAUGCCAAGGAAAAUUCCAAGGACAAGAGACGUGUGCCACGUAGCCGCAGCGUGCACACGGUGAUGCACACGGAUCCGUCGCCAAAUCGCGGAAUCGCAACGCCAUCGUCGACAUCCUCGCCGUUCACACGCGCCAAAUCGGUCACACAGAUCAGUUCGCCAAGCCCUACCUGCUUCCGCGAGUUCACCUGGUCGGUUCUGCGAAGAAACGACCCGGUGCACUGCACAACGCCACGUAUUAAGCCACCGCUGGAUCUCAGUAAGACGAACGACAUUCCCGAUAACGUCGUUUAUCGCGAACCUAAACAGACAGAACUGAAUCCGGAUGAGAUACCGCCGGAGAAGUUGUCUCAGGAGGCGUUUAGGUUAUUGAGGACCGUUGAGUCCUUGCUGUCAAUGCGAGAGCCCGAUUUGGCGAGAAUGACGCCGGUCGAGGAAAAUGGAUCUUCUCCUUCUCCUACGGUGGAUCACCAUCGUCAUCAUGACACGUCUUUCUCCCUAUCGAACAGUAACUUCGCCAAUUCGACAACUUUACAAGAGGCCACAGCCUCUUCCGGAUGCUCCAAUAGUAGUCGCGGAAACGAAUCGAGCAGCGGUCAUCAGGACGACAGUAGAUCGCCAAGCCUCGUCAAAACGUCUGUUAUCGAGUUUACCCGAAAUUUGCAAAGCUUCGUACCAAGUGUGAGAAGGUCUCCUGACACUGCCUCCUGGAACUCGAGUAGCAGUAAAACGACAGAAGAGGAGGACAUUCUCGCGCUUGCCGCGUCAAAUGGAAUCACGUCCAACGGUACACCAAUUUCGACGCUCAGCAGGACUACGAAGCGACUAGAAAAGAAAGAAUCUACAGGUCUAGUUGGUAAACCUAAAGUAAAGCCGGCCAGCAGUCCGGUGAGCAGCGCCGAGGGUGAAAGUGGAUUCUUCUCGAUUAGCUCCUUCCAGGAGGUAGGCCUACCUGCUUCGGCAGCCCUACCGAUCACGCCAAUCAAAGGCUGCCACACCGAGGUGGGUCUUCCGGAAGUGCCUUUAGACAAGACUAGGCACCGACGGUGGUCCUCCACGCCGGCGGAAAUUCAGGCGCUCUUCAAACAGCACCGAGCAAGCAUCGGCGGCAUGCCGCAAACCACCACCGAGUCCGUCAGCGUUUGUUGGGUUUGAGUGUCGCGGGUGUCGCGCCGAUUAUGAUCCCACCGCAAACAAUUGUCAUGGUUUUAGUCGGAUCUCGCAGACUAGAUUAGCUCGGACCACGAGCAUGAU
This is a messenger RNA of Atta colombica, 1877 nucleotides long. RefSeq lists its product as uncharacterized. The record is from RefSeq and is a predicted model, not a curated record. Bases 78 to 1778 code for a protein of 566 amino acids. The transcript has 5 exons. NCBI's taxonomy places the organism in Eukaryota, Metazoa, Arthropoda, Insecta, Hymenoptera, Formicidae.